Aspergillus sclerotioniger CBS 115572 is the source of this 434-nucleotide messenger RNA. Its product is annotated as mitotic-spindle organizing protein 1. The record is from RefSeq and is a predicted model, not a curated record. Lineage: Eukaryota; Fungi; Ascomycota; Eurotiomycetes; Eurotiales; Aspergillaceae. The transcript has 5 exons. Gene Ontology annotation, cellular component: spindle; interphase microtubule organizing center; centrosome. Bases 167 to 415 code for a protein of 82 amino acids. Gene Ontology annotation, biological process: microtubule nucleation by interphase microtubule organizing center; gamma-tubulin complex localization; mitotic spindle assembly.
ACUUCUCUCUCUAAUAUCUAACCUAGUCAAAGUCUUAUACAGCGUACUCCCAGUAUUCUACCCAGUGUUUCAACCACCCCCCCCACCUCCUCCUUCGAAAAAAAAAAUUAAAAAUAGAAAUAAAUCAAGACGAAAACAAAGACAAAGACAACCUCUCUCCCGAAAAAUGCCCUCCCAAGCCGACGACAAACGACAGGCCGCCCGCGAAGUAAUUGACAUUCUUCACGAGAUCUCCACCCUUCUUCACCCCAUUCUUAACACCAACCUAGACCGCACGGAGCUCUCUCUUUGCGUGUCGCUGAUCGAGAAUGGAGUCAAUCCGGAUGCUCUCGCGGCCGUGAUCAAAGAUCUCCGGAAAGAGGCGGCCAUGACUUCGCGAGGGUUCGUGAAUGACCAGCAGACCUUGCCGGAAUGAUUGCAAAGGUAAUACGGAG